This is a messenger RNA of Andrographis paniculata, 3103 nucleotides long. Its product is annotated as chloride channel protein CLC-d. Gene Ontology annotation, cellular component: membrane; intracellular membrane-bounded organelle. Bases 327 to 2720 code for a protein of 797 amino acids. Gene Ontology annotation, molecular function: voltage-gated chloride channel activity. Lineage: Eukaryota; Viridiplantae; Streptophyta; Magnoliopsida; Lamiales; Acanthaceae. Gene Ontology annotation, biological process: transmembrane transport; chloride transport. The record is from RefSeq and is a predicted model, not a curated record. The transcript has 23 exons.
CACGUCGUUCCAUCGCCACUGCUGAUGAGCGAAGAAAAAUUAGAAGAAAUUUUGUUCACUCAAUUCCAAGAUUCGCUGAGUUUCUGUGAUCCCAUAAUUGGAUCGUAUCGGAUUUCUAUUCGUAUUUGAUUCAUCCCUGUUUCAGAUCGAUUCUUAAUUAUCUUGAAAAGAUUCUCUCGAAAAUUUCAAUACAUACUGUAUGAUUAGGGUUUUAAUUUGAUCCGGGGAAAAAAGGGCUUCCCUCUUUAGUUUCGUUCUCCAAUUCAAAGCGCUCGGCUUUGUGGGAUUGAUGAGGGUUUAGAUUUGUGCUGCGUAUAUAUACGAAGAUGUUAUCGAAUCAUUUUCAGAAUGGCGUGGAGACGGCGAGGCUGAUGUGGUCGCGGUUGCCGGACUCGGAGGCGGACACCGACGGAGCUUCCGUCGAUGAUGUCGACCAAUAUAGAAUGCUCGACGGAGGCACCGUUGAAAGCCUUGACUACGAAGUCAUUGAAAAUAGCGCCUACCGAGAAGAGCAGGCUAAAAGGGGGAAGCUUUACAUGGCGUACAGUGUAGUGGUGAAAUGGAUCUUGGCAUUGCUUAUUGGGGUUGGUACUGCACUAGCUGCUGUAUUCAUCAAUCUUUCCGUAGAGAAUUUUGCGGGAUGGAAGUACUCUUUGACAUUCAAUAUAAUUCAGAAGUCAUAUUUUGCUGGAUUCUUAGUGUAUACUUUGAUCAACUUGGCUCUAGUGUUAUCUUCUGCAUAUAUCAUCACACAAUUUGCACCAGCAGCGGCUGGAUCGGGAAUCCCUGAAAUCAAGGGUUAUCUAAAUGGUAUCGAUACCCAUGGCAUUCUUCUGUUCAGGACUUUAGUAGGAAAGAUUUUUGGUAGCAUAGGGUCUGUUGGAGGUGGCUUAGCACUUGGUAAAGAAGGUCCACUUGUGCAUAUUGGUGCUUGUAUUGCUUCAUUGCUGGGGCAAGGUGGAACAACAAAAUAUCAUCUGCGUUCGAGAUGGUUGCAAAUUUUUACAAGUGAGCGAGAUCGCCGUGAUCUUGUGACCUGUGGAUGUGCAGCCGGGGUGGCUGCUGCUUUUAGAGCGCCAGUUGGUGGUGUAUUGUUUGCACUAGAAGAAGUAACAUCAUGGUGGAGGAGUCAACUUAUGUGGCGUGUCUUUUUUACAUCUGCUAUUGUGGCUGUUGUUGUGCGUGCAUCAAUGGGAUGGUGUAAGAGUGGAAAGUGUGGACAUUUUGGCUCCGGAGGCUUUAUCAUAUGGGACAUCUCAGGUGGUCAGGAAGACUACUCAUUUCAGGAACUGUUACCGAUGGCUUUUAUUGGUAUUAUUGGGGGACUUCUCGGAGCACUUUUUAAUCAACUUACAUAUUACAUAGCUUACUUCCGGCGGAAUUAUUUGCAUAAGAAAGGAAGACGUGUGAGGGUCAUUGAAGUUUGCAUCGUUUCCCUUCUGACCUCCGUUAUUUCAUUUGGAUUGCCACUUUUUAAGAAAUGCACCCCCUGCCCUGAAACAGAUCCUGACUCUAGUAUUGAGUGUCCCCGUCGUCCUGGAAUGUAUGGGAAUUAUGUAAAUUUCUAUUGUGGCGAGAAAGAAUACAAUGACCUGGCAACUAUUUUUUUCAACACACAGGACGAUGCCAUCAGAAAUUUGUUCAGUGCAAAAACAAUUCACGAAUUUAGUUCGCGGAGCCUGCUGACAUUUCUGGUUAUGUUUUACUCAUUAGCAGUAAUCACUUUUGGCACUGCCGUUCCAGCUGGUCAAUUUGUUCCUGGUAUAAUGAUUGGCUCGACUUAUGGGCGACUUGUAGGCAUGUUUGUUGUUAGCUACUAUGAGAAGCUGAAUAUUGAAGAAGGAACAUAUGCUCUUUUAGGAGCUGCAUCUUUUCUUGGAGGUUCGAUGCGGAUGACUGUUUCUCUCUGUGUGAUCAUGGUUGAAAUUUCAAAUAAUUUGAAGUUUCUUCCUCUCAUCAUGCUUGUUCUUCUCAUAUCAAAGGCUGUUGGCGAUGCUUUCAAUGAAGGUCUGUAUGAAGAGCAGGCUCGACUAAGAGGCAUUCCUUUAUUGGAAUCAAGACCAAAGUAUCAAAUGCGGAAUAUGACGGCAAAGGAGGCUUGUGGGAAUCAACAGGUUAUCUACUUCCCUCGUGUCGUGAAGGUGUCAGAUGCACUUUCUAUUCUAAGGGGUAACAAUCACAAUGGCUUUCCUGUCAUCGAUCACACAAGAAGUGGAGAAACACUCGUCAUUGGCCUCAUAUUGAGAAGUCAUUUGCUGGUGCUUCUGCAGUCAAAAGUUGAUUUUCAGCUCAGUCCAUUGCCCUUUAAUUCAAGAGACGGUCCGCCGCCAAUCAGGCACAAUCUAAAUGAAUUCGUCAAACCUGUUUCCACUAAGGGCAUUACUUUAGAUGACGUUCAUCUAACCCCUGAUGAUAUGAACAUGUACAUUGACCUUGCUCCAUUUUUAAACCCCUCACCUUAUGUUGUUCCGGAGGAUAUGUCAUUAACAAAGGUAUAUAAUCUGUUCCGCCAAUUAGGAUUAAGGCAUAUACUUGUUGUUCCCCGUGCUUCUCGUGUUAUUGGAAUGGUUACAAGGAAGGAUCUUUUGAUUGAGGAUAGUGAAGACAAUUCGGCUGUCGAACUUCAAUCCACUAGAGUAAGAGAACAGCAGCACCACAACAGACUGUCUAGGAGGAGAGCAGGUCCUGAACAACCUCUACUCGAUGGUCUCAUCGUAUAACAAUGCUCGUCUUGUCUAACACCUGCCAUUCGAGAACAAGGUUACUUCUGCUUCCUCUAUUUUUAAAGAGCUUUGUCAAUUCUUGUUACAUCCCAAGUUUGUCUUUAGCGACAGAAAUAUGUGUGUAUAGUUUGUGCAAAAUAUUUCUCCCCUUCAAAACCUAGAACCAUAGUGAGCAUAUAUUACCGGGUUUUGUAGGACGACACAUUAAUUUUUAGAAGGGGAGUUGCAAGUGUAAAAUGAUGUAAUCUUGCUCGAAAACUAAUUGCAAAAAUUAGUCGAGGUCAUUGUAUACCGAAAUGUGAUAGAGCUUACACGCACUGUUCUCUAGCCAAGAACUGUGUUCAAACUAUUCGUAUAUGGUGGAAGUACAUAUUUCUCCC